CAUUCACGUCACGACUUGUGUUUCCAUGGUAACCGAAACUAAAAAUGUAAAUAAAAAGAAUGUUGUUUAAUUGCUGAAAAAAUAGCUUUAUUUUUGGUCUCAAUACCAUUGUAUUUAUGUAAUUUUUCAAUAUUUUAACCGAAAAAUGACGACAUAUCAAAGGAUUGCUAUAACAAAAAGGUUUAAAGAAACUCAAGUUCCUCAAGAAAAUAUAUGCAAUUUAAUAAUUUCUUCCCCGGUAUCAAAAAAGCGUUCUCCAAGAUAUCAGUCAAAGCACAGUUCUUCCACGAAACAAUUUUAUGCUUCCAAAAAGAAACCUCAUCAAACAAUGGGUUUCAUGAAAACUAAAGUAUACCCAGAGGACUACUUAAAGAAGCACACUCGAGAACAAAUCUUGGCUACUGACAGAAGUAUUUCUCCACACUUGCCCAAAGAGCACAAACGCCCACCUGUGCCAAAAUGUCACGAAGCACCUCUCGUUUUGCGAGAAAAUUGUGCCAAAGAUUUUGUUCAGCUCAACAAAAUAGAUGCUUUGAGAAAACCAGCUGUCAGGCCUGCCCAAAAGAUGGCAGACAAUAGAAAAGGAGAUACUUUUUUUCUUGAAUUUUCUGGAUUAGUACCAAAAUUUUGCAUGAAGAAGGAAUUUGGAAGACAACCAAAGUAUCUCGUGCAAAGAAGGGACGAUCUUGAAUACGCAGGCAAAAUAUGUCAGGAUUCAUUCGCAGAAAAAGAAUUGCUCAAACUAACUGACGAAGAAAAAACUGAUUUGUUAGAGGGAUUGAGAGAUAAUUGGGAAGAGCUAAACAAGCGUUACCUGACAUUACCUUUAAUGAUUGACACUAAAUUGUUAAAAAAUCGAAAGUUGGAUCUUGAAACGAAGCUGGACACGUUGGAGCAUGAUAUAUAUUUUUUGGAGAACUGCGAAAAGAGCGACAUUUAUAUUUUGCCUGAUCAAAACUGAUCAAUUUUGACCAUUUUGAUGUCUAAAUAAGCUAAGAAAAAUAAUCUUUUUUUCCGACUAUUUAUUUGGAAUUUAAGCAAGAAUGAAACAUUCAAUACAGUAACCAUUUAUUUGCUGAGAAACUGAAAUUACAUUGGGAGACACAAAACAUUACACUAAUAAAUAUUUCUGAUCAUUAAAAGUA
This is a messenger RNA of Parasteatoda tepidariorum (common house spider), 1145 nucleotides long. RefSeq names its product enkurin. Lineage: Eukaryota; Metazoa; Arthropoda; Arachnida; Araneae; Theridiidae. The record is from RefSeq and is a predicted model, not a curated record. Gene Ontology annotation, cellular component: axonemal microtubule; acrosomal vesicle. Gene Ontology annotation, molecular function: calmodulin binding.